UCCAAUUGAAGUCUCAAAUUGCGCAUUCUCUUUUGCUUUUCAGUUGCAAGUUGGAAUCAUGAUUAAGAUUUUGCUUCCAUUUUUCAUUUUAACUUUAAUUCCAAAACAACCCGGAAAUUGUGUGCUCGAUUCAAUUGUAAAAAUUGUGAAGGAAAAUCUUGAUUUUGACAAUUUAUUUCCUCAAGUAACUGACGAGUUGAAAGUAGCACUUGUUAAUAUAACAGCUGGGUUACCGCAAUGUCUGGAUUCGAGUAAGUACCCUUCCCUCGGCUGUGAAAACGAAAUAGACGGCGGAAGUAACGUGAUGUCAAUUGUAACAAAUAUGUCGUGUCUGUUAAAGAAAGUUUGUUACAAAAAUAAUACGGCGAGUUUAGUCAAAGUGGUAGAAUGUUUUUCAAUCCUAAGUUCAGGUAGAGUAAGGAUUACCUUAGAAGAUGUUAAAAGAAAUGUUACAGCGAAAAUAUACAAAUGUAUUGCUGAUAUUUACGUCGUUAGCCGUGCUGGAUCUACAAAUUGUGAUUUGAUCGAUUCCAUUCUAGCAUUAGAUAUUCAAUCUGCUUUAGAAAAUAUAAAAACAAAUAUUAUCGAGAAAUUAAGAAACGAUUUCGUAACGUUAUUAAAGAUUCUUAGUGGAGAUAUGGAAGCAGAAUGUGUAAUUUUACAUUAAUACAUCAUAAAUUGUUUUCGAUGUAAAUUUACGAAU
Centruroides sculpturatus (bark scorpion) is the source of this 703-nucleotide messenger RNA. RefSeq lists its product as uncharacterized. The transcript has 3 exons. Bases 59 to 667 code for a protein of 202 amino acids. Lineage: Eukaryota; Metazoa; Arthropoda; Arachnida; Scorpiones; Buthidae. The record is from RefSeq and is a predicted model, not a curated record.